CCUUUUGUGUUGUUGGUUCAUAUCUUUUGUCUUUCCGCUUUAUUGGUGAAAUCAAUUCCAUUGCAAUUGCCGCAAAAGUGUGUAAAAAUAAUACAAGUUAAAUGUGUUAACGGUUAUUUCGUGAGAAAAAACCCGCCGGUUUUUCUCCUGCAACAGUAAAAUCAACAAGCAAUCGCCGAUACACGCACUCUCUCUCUCUCUGUCCCUCUCGCUAUAAUCCAAUUGAGGUUUGAGGGCAGCAGAGUCCCCUCUCUCUCUCUCUCUCUCUCUCUCUCUCAUACGCGUGUGCCCCCACAAUGUCGCUGCUCCUGCUAUCCCCACUCCUCGCACUCCUGUUGCUCCUGUCCAGCAGUGUGAGCGAGACGGCUGCGGACUAUGAAAACACCUGGAACUUCUACUAUGAGCGUCCUUGUUGCACUGGAAACGAUCAAGGCAACAACAACUACGGCAAACAUGGGAGAGAUCAUGUGCGGGAGUUUAACUGCGGCAAGCUAUAUCGGACAUUUCAUAUGAACGAGGAUCGGGAUACGCUCUAUGUGGGUGCAAUGGAUCGAGUAUUCCGUUUGAACCUGCAGAAUAUCUCCUCGUCCAAUUGUAAUCGGGAUGUGAUCAACUUGGAGCCAACGCGCGAUGAUGUGGUUAGCUGUGUUUCCAAGGGAAAGAGUCAGAUUUUCGAUUGCAAGAACCAUGUGCGUGUCAUCCAGUCAAUGGAGCAGGGCGAUAGGCUCUAUGUGUGCGGCACCAACGCCCACAAUCCCAAGGAUUAUGUUAUCUAUGCGAAUCUGACCCACCUGCCGCGCUCGGAAUAUGUGAUUGGCGUUGGCCUGGGCAUUGCCAAGUGUCCCUACGAUCCCUUGGACAACUCGACGGCGAUUUAUGUAGAGAAUGGCAAUCCUGGCGGUCUUCCUGGCCUGUACUCGGGCACCAAUGCGGAGUUCACCAAGGCGGAUACGGUUAUUUUCCGCACAGAUCUUUAUAAUACAUCGGCUAAACGUUUGGAAUAUAAAUUCAAGAGGACCCUGAAAUACGACUCCAAGUGGCUGGACAAACCCAACUUUGUGGGCUCCUUUGACAUUGGGGAGUACGUGUAUUUCUUUUUCCGUGAAACUGCCGUGGAGUAUAUUAAUUGUGGCAAGGCCGUCUACUCACGCAUCGCUCGUGUUUGCAAAAAGGAUGUGGGUGGCAAGAACUUGUUGGCCCACAAUUGGGCCACCUACCUAAAGGCCCGCCUCAAUUGCAGCAUCUCUGGCGAGUUUCCGUUCUACUUCAAUGAGAUCCAAUCGGUCUACCAGCUGCCCAACGAUAAGAGCCGCUUCUUUGCCACAUUCACGACGAGCACUAAUGGCCUGAUUGGAUCUGCCGUAUGCAGCUUCCACAUUAACGAGGUUCAGGCUGCCUUCAAUGGUAAAUUCAAGGAGCAAUCCUCAUCGAAUUCCGCUUGGCUGCCGGUGCUGAACAAUAAGGUGCCGGAACCGCGGCCGGGUACAUGUGUCAACGAUACUGCCAAUCUGCCCGAUACUGUGCUGAAUUUCAUCAGAUCCCAUCCACUUAUGGACAAAGCCGUAAAUCACGAGCACAACAAUCCAGUCUAUUAUAAGAGGGAUUUGGUCUUCACCAAGCUCGUCGUUGACAAAAUCCGCAUUGACAUUCUCAAUCAGGAAUAUAUUGUUUACUAUGUGGGCACAAAUCUGGGUCGCGUUUAUAAAAUUGUUCAGUAUUAUCGCAACGGCGAAUCGCUGUCCAAGCUGCUGGAUAUCUUUGAGGUUGCGCCCAAUGAGGCCAUCCAGGUAAUGGAAAUCAGUCAGACACGUAAGAGCCUCUACAUUGGCACCGAUCAUCGCAUCAAGCAAAUCGAUUUGGCCAUGUGCAAUCGCCGUUACGACAAUUGCUUCCGUUGCGUUCGUGAUCCGUACUGCGGCUGGGACAAGGAGGCCAACACGUGCCGGCCCUAUGAGCUGGAUUUGCUGCAGGACGUGGCCAACGAAACAAGUGACAUCUGUGACUCCAGUGUGCUGAAGAAGAAAAUUGUGGUUACCUAUGGCCAGAGCGUUCAUUUGGGUUGCUUUGUUAAAAUCCCCGAAGUGCUGAAAAAUGAGCAGGUGACCUGGUAUCAUCACUCCAAGGACAAGGGACGCUAUGAGAUUCGUUACUCGCCCACAAAGUACAUUGAGACCACGGAACGUGGCCUGGUUGUGGUUUCGGUGAAUGAAGCCGAUGGCGGUCGCUACGAUUGCCAUUUGGGCGGUUCCCUAUUGUGCAGCUACAACAUUACAGUGGAUGCCCAUAGAUGCACUCCGCCGAACAAGAGUAAUGACUAUCAGAAAAUCUACUCGGACUGGUGUCACGAGUUUGAGAAAUACAAAACAGCCAUGAAGUCCUGGGAAAAGAAGCAAGCGCAAUGCUCGACACGGCAAAACUUUAGCAGCAAUCAGCAUCCGAAUGAGAUUUUCCGCAAGCCCAAUGUCUGAUAUCGUGAAGAGAAUUUCGCCCUCAACAUGCCGUCAUCGUCGUCCAAUCAGUUUUAGUAAAUGCAAAGAAGAUAAAUGCCAAUCAGCGCACAAUACAAAACGAAGGAAAGGAUUAAAACAUUAUUAUUAUUAUUAUUCAUCAGCGACAUCAUCAUAGACAUACACACAUUCUUCAGCAAUGAACAGAAAACACUUGAAACACUCUUCCUAAAGGAUUAUGCAUUUACUGAGGCAUUUACAAUGCAUUCAUUGACUUAGAUUUAGACUAUAUAGGGUAUUAUUAUCGCAUGACACUGCUCCUUGAAUCCGAUUUACACCCACAUCUAUAUAUAUAUAUAAAAAUACUAAAGAUAUGCCACAAAACCCAUAGUUAGCUACGACAAUUGAUCAAUUGAGAUACGUGAGUUGUAAAACUGCCGCAGAAUCGCACAUUCAUAUCGUUAUUUGAAUCUAGACUUUGAUCAGUUUCAGCCUAAUACAUAUAUAAAUACAUACAUAUAUCCGAACUUUGAACUUUCAAGGCAAAGCAUACAUACAUAUAUUAAUGUAAUCGAUGAAGCAAUGUGAUGUUAAGUUUUGAUAAAUUUAUUAACAGCCCAACUACACGCAUAAAUACAUACAUAAUUAAUCCGCGAUGAACACAUUAUACAUAAAUGUACUAUAACGACACAUAAAUCGAGUUGAAUCAGCCCUAAAUCGAAUACAAUUCUAUAUAAAUGGGAAGCUAUCCUUAGAUAAACCUCAAUCACACAAGCAAUACUCGCCUAACGUGCAUCGACAUACUUAACUCGAAUCGGUCCAUAGCUUAUAUAUAUAUACAUAAAUACUCCAUUAAAAUAUCAACAAUUGAGCAUUAA
This is a messenger RNA of Drosophila serrata, 3325 nucleotides long. It is a transcript of the gene Sema2a, whose product is annotated as Semaphorin 2a. Gene Ontology annotation, molecular function: semaphorin receptor binding; chemorepellent activity. Gene Ontology annotation, biological process: positive regulation of cell migration; neural crest cell migration; negative chemotaxis. NCBI's taxonomy places the organism in Eukaryota, Metazoa, Arthropoda, Insecta, Diptera, Drosophilidae. The record is from RefSeq and is a predicted model, not a curated record. Gene Ontology annotation, cellular component: plasma membrane.